Messenger RNA from Verticillium dahliae VdLs.17, 1349 nucleotides. RefSeq names its product cytosolic non-specific dipeptidase. NCBI's taxonomy places the organism in Eukaryota, Fungi, Ascomycota, Sordariomycetes, Glomerellales, Plectosphaerellaceae. The record is from RefSeq and is a predicted model, not a curated record. Bases 36 to 1349 code for a protein of 437 amino acids. The transcript is spliced from 3 exons. Gene Ontology annotation, biological process: proteolysis. Gene Ontology annotation, molecular function: metallodipeptidase activity.
UGACAUCCUCCAUAAAAACGCACCAGGCUCGCAAGAUGGCUCCUCAACUCGACGGCUUCUUCAAGCAGGUCGACACCGAUGCUGACCACUUCAUCGAACGUCUCCGCAAGGCCGUUGCGAUCCCCUCCAUCUCGGCGGAGCCUGAGCGCCGCCCUGAUGUCGUCAAGAUGGGUGAGUGGAUGGCCAACGAGCUGAAGUCUCUUGGUGCUUCUGUCGAACUCCGCGAUCUUGGCGAGCAGCCAGGCAAGCCCGGUCUGCACCUCCCUCCCUGCGUCCUGGCCCGCUACGGAAACGACAAGAACAAGCGGACCAUCCUCGUCUACGGACACUACGACGUCCAGCCUGCCGACAAGAGCGACGGCUGGGCGACGGAGCCCUUUGACCUCACUGUGGACGACAAGGGCAGGAUGUUUGGCCGUGGCUCGACCGACGACAAGGGUCCGAUCCUCGGCUGGCUCAACGCCAUCGAGGCACACCAGAAGGCCGGCAUUGACUUCCCCGUCAACCUGCUCAUGUGCUUCGAGGGCAUGGAGGAGUACGGCUCUGAGGGUCUGGAUGACCUCAUCGUGGCCGAGGCCAAGAAGUACUUUGCCGAUGCUGACGCUGUCUGCAUCUCGGACAACUACUGGCUGGGCACGGAGAAGCCCUGCCUGACCUACGGUCUCCGCGGCUGCAACUACUACUCCAUCGAGGUGUCCGGUCCCGGUGCGGACCUUCACAGCGGUGUCUUUGGCGGCACUGCUCAGGAGCCCAUGACGGACCUGACCCGUCUCCUCGGCUCUCUCGUCGACACGGACGGCAAGAUCCAGAUCCCCGGCAUUGCGGAGCAGGUUGCGCCCGUCACCGAGGAGGAGGAGUCUCUCUACGACAACAUCUCGUUCACGAUGGACAACAUCCACGAGUCCCUCGGCAGCAAGACGACCAUUUUCGAGGACAAGAAGUCUACUCUGAUGGGCCGCUGGCGCUACCCUUCUCUCUCCAUCCACGGCAUUGAGGGUGCGUUCUCUGCGCCGGGUGCCAAGACGGUCAUCCCCGCCAAGGUCAUUGGCAAGUUCUCGAUCCGCACCGUGCCCAACAUGGAAAUUGAGAAGACCAACGAGGCCGUGUACAAGUAUGUGAACGACCAGUUUGCCAAGCUCAAGAGCAAGAACACCAUGAAGGUGUAUGAGCAGCACUCAGGCAAGUGGUGGGUCGCGUCGCCCAAGCACUGGAACUUCUCCGCUGCUUCCAAGGCCGUUGAGCGCGUGUGGGGCGUCGAGCCCGACUUCACUCGCGAGGGUGGCAGCAUCCCCGUCACGCUCACCUUUGAGCAGGCCACCGGCAAGAACCCCAAUAGAACGCUUGAUUGA